This is a messenger RNA of Sparassis crispa, 1557 nucleotides long. RefSeq lists its product as uncharacterized. Gene Ontology annotation, biological process: transmembrane transport. The record is from RefSeq and is a predicted model, not a curated record. Lineage: Eukaryota; Fungi; Basidiomycota; Agaricomycetes; Polyporales; Sparassidaceae. Bases 1 to 1557 code for a protein of 518 amino acids. The transcript has 14 exons. Gene Ontology annotation, molecular function: transmembrane transporter activity. Gene Ontology annotation, cellular component: membrane.
AUGACAUCGGAAGAGAUGGAGAAGACGAACUCAAAAGGCGAAGAUCUAGCGGCAUCGGUGGACGUACAUGACGCAACGGACGAUCUCUUCGAGAGCGGGGCGAUCGAUCCUGUGUACCAGGCGAAGGCCCGUGUACUGAACCGCGCCAUCCAGGAGAUCGGAAUGGGCAAAUAUCAGUGGUGUCUUUUCGCCGUAGCUGGCUUCGGGUGGUUCGCUGACAGCGUCUGGCCGCUCAUCGGGGGCCUGAUCCUCAGUCCGGUGGUGAACGAAUUUCACUUCAACGGCCCAUUCCUUUCACUGGCGCUGAAUGUCGGUCUCUUCGUCGGCGCGGUGUUCUGGGGUUUGGGAUGCGACAUCUGGGGUAGACGGUGGUCCUUCAACCUCACGCUGCUGAUCGCUGGGAUCUUUGGCCUCGCUGCGGGUGGAUCCCCGAAUUUUGUUACACUGGCAUCCCUCCUUGCGGUCGUUGGGGUGGGCGUGGGCGGGAAUAUGCCUGUUGAUUCUGCGGUGUUUCUUGAUUUCGUUCCAGGCAGCCAUCAGUUCCUCCUAACAAUCCUGUCGAUAUGGUGGUCUAUUGGGCAACUGGUCGCAUCCCUGAUCGCGUGGCCGCUCAUCGCAAACUUCUCCUGCCCUGAGGGGUCAACUUCCUGCUCUCGCUCAGAAAACAUGGGCUGGAGAUAUCUGUUGUACACGCUCGGCGGGAUAACGCUCGUUCUCUGGGCGGCGCGUUUCUUUUUGUUCCACCUCGAGGAGAGCCCCCGGUUCCUCGUUGGUCUUGGGCGCGAUGAGGAGGCGGUCGCUGUAGUUCAUCGGAUUGCUCGGUUCAAUGGGCGCGUAUCGAGCCUUAUGGUGGAGCAGGUCGAGCUCGCGGGAGAGAAGGCGGGUGCAGGCGAGCGUGCGGCGGGUGGGCGGAAGUUGUUGAGUCAGAGCUCGAUGUUUAGCAUGGGGCACAUCAAGGCGUUGUUCGUAACCAGGAGGCUGGCGUGGUCGACGAGUCUGCUCAUAGCGUUGUGGGGUAUUAUCGGUCUUGCGUCGACGCUGUACAAUAGCUUCCUGCCUUACCUGCUCGCAAGCCGCGGUGCGCGAUUCGGCGACAGCACGUAUUACACCACGUACCGCAACGAAGUCAUCCUAGGCGCGAUCGGCGUGCCUUGUGCAUUCCUGGCAGGCUGGUCGGUGGAGCAGCGGUACAUCGGGCGGCGCGGCACGCUGGCGAUCUCGGCGGGGCUCACUAGUGUGUUUCUCUUCGCGAGUACCACCGCAAGGAAUUCGGACGCGCUACUCGGCUGGAACUGCGGCUACGCUUUCUUUAGUAAUAUCAUGUACGGGGUCCUGUACGCCAUUUCCCCCGAGGUGUUCCCCGCCAAGGACCGCGGCACUGGCAAUGGCCUCACUGCAACGGCCACACGCACCUUCGGGAUCAUCGCUCCGGUAAUCGCACUGUACGCCAAUCUCUCGACAGCUGUUUCUGUAUACGUCUCGGGCGCACUGAUCAUAGGUAGCGGCGCGCUUGCGCUGCUCCUCCCGUACGAACCUCGCGGGAAGGCGUCGGUGUGA